This is a messenger RNA of Megachile rotundata (alfalfa leafcutting bee), 9931 nucleotides long. RefSeq names its product neuralized E3 ubiquitin protein ligase 4 (gene Neurl4). NCBI's taxonomy places the organism in Eukaryota, Metazoa, Arthropoda, Insecta, Hymenoptera, Megachilidae. Gene Ontology annotation, molecular function: ubiquitin protein ligase activity. The record is from RefSeq and is a predicted model, not a curated record.
GCAAUUUCCGCAUGCGCUUCAUUCCAAAAAAAAACCAUCAGCCAUAUUGGUGUGUUGUAUCGCUGUCCUCAGUAAUUUCGAAGAUCGGUGAGGUAUUUUUCUUGUUCAUCACCCGAUUCCUUUUAUAACCAUUACCCAAUGAAUAAUCGGAAAUGCCAAUGUGAUAUUUAUCUGAAAUAAAUUGUCACUUGUGGAUUUUUAUGACAUUCAUGAGCAGAAAAAGUUUGGUUAAUGUUGCCACCUGGGCUCACGAAAAUCGGUCUGUUUAAGAACAUGUUGUAAAUAAACGCAAAUUAUUUUCAUUGAAGUGGAAUGUUUAUACAAUAUUAACAUCUUCUUCAACGACGUUCUGUUUUUGCGUAAGAUUAUUGUUGGUGUUAAUUGAUUUCGUAAAAAAUUAUAAUUUUCAAAGUACUUUGCCACCGUCUGUCGCGCUCUCCUACUUUCGACCACUUUUGCUUCAUUUUUUUUAUAUAUCGUAAUUGUUUCUAGAUCAUAACAUUUCAUUCAUUACAUUUAUGAUUAACGUUGAUUAACACACGUUCGUUGUUCGAUUUUUAUCGAGCAACAGGUAAAAAGUUAUCAAUAUGAUUUUUCAUGAAUGUAUUAAUAAAAUGUAUCUCGAACAUUUAUGAUUAUUGUCAUGGAACUAUAUUUGUCACAGAUGCUGUUUUUCAGUUACACAAUUAAAUCUUAUCAUGACGGAUUCCAUGAAAUUUGGUCCAGAAUGGUUGCGCAAUAUGUCUGGAGACAAUUGCAAUAAUAGUGGAGGUGGUGGAGGCAGUACAAGUCUAACUACUGCGCGUUACCAAUUAGCUGAACAUAGAUAUGGACGAGAAGAAAUGUUGAUCCUAUUUGACCGUAAUUGUAAACCUCCUGAACCAUUAACAAGUUUUUCGUCUUUGUAUGUUGAGAAAACUCAACUUCCUUUGGCUCUUAUACAAAUGACAGAAGAUGAAACGCGAAUGUGGAAUGGAGGAAUAACUAAUAUUGGUAGUCGAGGAAGAGGCGGAAGCGUAGAUCGCGGGGUUCGUGGAAGAAAUGGUAGAGGUAAUUUGUAUUCCUCGCAUUAUUCCCGAGGCGUUGGUUUUGAUGAGUCAGGAGAUGGACCACGAAUUGACAGUCAACCAUUUCAAGCAAGAAACCGCCCAUUUGAUAGGUCCCAAAGCGAACGUGGAUGGUCAGAACGAAAUGGGGCAACAGAUCCAGGUGAAUGGAAUGGUUCUACUAGUCCUAGAAAGGAAUUAAAUCGUGGGGCUAGUGGGAGUUCCCUUAUGGAAGGUAAUUGGCGACGUCAUCGUGGUGGAGCAGAAGAUGAUGAUGGUUGGCGUAAAUGGGGUAGAAGCAGUUGGCGCGAAGGUGGAAGCAUGGAUAGAGAUAGAUUAGAUAGAAAUGAAGACGGAGAGGAAACUCGAAAUAGUGGUGGGAGAUGGGAACAUCGUGGAACCCAUAGAACUACACACGAUUCGAGUCAUCAUCCACCUCCUCGUACUGCACGUAUUUGGGAAUCGAAUCACCACGAUAAUAAUCAUGACAACCUUCCUGAAUGGGCCACUGAAAACCCCAGCGAAAGUGGUGGAAGUUUUGAUGCUUCGGGUGCAUUUCAUGGUGGAAUGUAUUCAGAUGAUGAUGAGGAUGGAGUGAUUAGUGCAGGUGGUACUCAAGAAACAAGGACUCGACGUGUUUCCGAAGGAAGUGCUACUAAUACGACAAGAUCUGGUAGCAAACCCUUAGCAUAUAGCUCGACUCAAGCACAAACAGCGAAUCGUAAUGCUAAUAAUGAAACUAGUACGAUCAAUAAAGAAAGAUCAAAAUCCUUGCAUCCCCUUGAUAAUAAGGACGAAUCCGUCGAAAAAAAGAGAAGCAAUUCUCCAGUAAAACCAUCUAACGUAACAACUGUUAAUACACCUAUCAAAACUUCAUCGUCAACGUCAUCGGACACACCACAGAAUAAAAGUACUGUAGCAACCAGUACGGAACAAACCGAAGUAAAGAAAAUACCGCCAGCCAAUUCAGAAAAUAAUAAAUCUCCUGAUAAAACACAAAACAAAGGAGAUGAAGUGGAAACAAAAGUGGAUCCAAUUAUUACUAUAAAAAAGCAAGUAUCAUUACAAACAGAACCUCAGAAACCUACACAUAGUUUAGAAAUGGAUAAUACAAGAAAGAAAACGGAAGAUGAUUUUGAUAGAAUGAAGGAAGAGGCGGAUGCAUUAGUAGCUAAGUUGAUGGCAGAUGAAGAAAAUCAUAGGGAAAAAACUACCAGUGUACCACCUUCUAUUGGUAAUCAACCUUCCACAGUUUCAUCUACCAAUGGACAGGAGAAAUGGUUUUACCGUGAUCCGCAGGGUGAAGUUCAAGGCCCAUUCUUAGCGAGUGAAAUGGCAGAAUGGUGUAAAGCUGGUUACUUCACUGCUGGGUUAAUGGUAAGAAGAACCUGUGAUGAGCGAUACACUACUUUAGGAGAUUUAAUGAAAAUGUGUGGUAGAAUACCAUUUACACCUGGGCCUCCUAUCCCUCCAUUAAAGUUAACAGAUCAGGUAAUACCUCCUGUUCCUAAUACAGUACCAGCUGGUAUCCCUGUGUUACCAAAAACUGGUAUAGACGAUCCACUUCUUUUACUUCAGUAUCAGCAAAUGCGGUUGUUACAAAAUCAGCAGUUACUUCUUAGACAAAUGCGAACAUCGGCUAUAGCAAAACUUUCUCAAUCUGAGCAUUGGGCAACAUUAACUCCUAUGGAACAAAAUCAGUUGAUUUUCCAAUAUGUUUUACAAGACUCGGAAAUUUCAGAGGUGCCAAUCUCUACAAACCCGUUUGUGCCUCAUCUUCCGUCGCAGGCUUCAAAUCCUGUUAUGCAACUUUUCACUCAAAUGCAACAGGCUAAAGCACAACCAGAGACUCAUUUACCGACAACGCCACAUUCAACUACACCCGCACAUCCUCCUGCAAUGGAUCCUAUACAACAAUUGAUACAACAAAUGGGUGGUAUGCAAAAUAUUCCAGGAAUUCAACAAUCGAAUAUAAAUUCUACACCGGCCGCAACGCAAGAAGACAAUCCUAUAAAAUCUUUAUUACGCCAACUCAACGUUAAUACGAAUGGUCAUCCGCAAACUUCUCAUAUUGAUACUGUUUGGCCACAGCCUCCACCACAAAUAAAUCCACAGUUUAAUGCACAAAAUUGGUUGGCGCAGGUUGGACCAAUACCGGCUGUUCCUCCUGGCCAAUUGCCUACGUCAUUGUGGGAUCUACAUACUAAGGAAAUAAAGACUGAGCAGCAAAUAUUGGAAGAACAAAAUCUUAGAUUACAAGAAGAUAGGAAGAAAGAGGAACUAAGAAAACAAGAAGAAUUACAGAGACAAGCUGAGGAAGAGAAUGCAAAAAGAAAAAAGGAAGAACAAGUAAAACAGGCAGAGGAAGCAAAGCGAAAAGAUGAGGAAAGGAAAAAGAAAGAAGAAGAGAAGAAGCGGAAGGAUGAAGAGAAGCGUAAGCAGGAAGAAGAACGGAAAAAGAAGGAGGAAAAGAAACGUAAGGAAGAAGAGAAGAAGAGAGAGGAAAAGAGAAAGCAGGAAGAAGAAAUCAUAAGGAAAAAACAGGAAGAGGAAAAAAGAAGGAAGGAAGAGCUUAAAAAACAGGAAGAAAAGCAGAAAAGAGAAGAAGAGAGAAGAAAAAAAUUAGAAGAAGAACAAAGAAAGCAAGAGGAAGAAAGAAUGCGAAAAGAAGCAGAAGCGCGUAAACAAGCUGAAGCCGAAGAACAAGCUCGACGAGCGGAACAAAGACGACGAGAAGCAGAAGCUCUUCGUAAACUACAAGAAAGAAGUAAAGCACCAUGGGCGCAAGCACCUCGCGCACCAGCUGCUACUACUGCUCCUGCUGCCUCUCUUGCUGAAAUUCAGAGACUCGAACGAGAAAAGAAAGCAGAAGAACAAAGAUUCCAACAAAUGAUGCAGCAACAAUUGGCUCAGCAAAAAGCCACAGAAGCAGCUCAGGAAGCAUUGGCAACUGAUUCGUCUAAACGAUUGCAAUUUAAGUGGGCUGAAAAGGCUACAGCUUCCACAAAACCUUUGCAAGUAAAGAGUCUCGCACAAAUCCAACAAGAAGAGCAGGAACGCAUCGCCAAGGUAAAGAUGAAAUCAUGGAGUGGUAGUAUAGAAAUUGGGGUAACAGAGUGUGAUCCAGAAAUAAUAGAAUUGCCAGCUCGUGCUACUAAUUUAUGUCAGGGAACAUGGAUUAUGACCAAUUCUGGUAUAGUACACGAUGGAGCAAGGACAGUAGAAACAUAUGGAAUGAACCUAAAUGCACUGGAAGAAGGAAGCACUUUAGGAGUAAUGAGGACAUCUAAUCAUGAGUUGAUAUUUUAUAUCAAUGGUAUUUCUCAAGAUGUAGCUGUAUCAAAUAUACCAGAACGCAUUUUUGCAGUUGUAGACAUGUAUGGUGAUUGCGUUCAAGUGACUAUAACUUAUCCACAAAUUGCUGCUGCUUUAUGUAGUGAGCCAAAAGAUGAAGUUGAAAUUAAUAAUGAUUAUGCUCUUGGAGAAGCAUCUAAUUCUUCAACAACUAAUCUAGUCGCUAAUUUAAAUGUUAAUUUAAAUGUUAAUGUUAAUGUUAAUUUACCUAAAAAUACAAACCCUGCUGCUAUUAGAGAGGAUAGACUGAGAUUUCAUGAGAGAGUUGGCUCUCUAGUGAAGUUGUCAAAUAAUGCCAGAACUGCGGAAAGGAGAAGACCCUUAGAUGAAUUUAAUAAUGGUGUAGUGAUGACUCAUAGACCAUUAAGGGAUAACGAAUUGUUUGAGGUUCGAAUAGACAGACUUUUGCAUAAGUGGUCAGGCAGUAUAGAAGUUGGAGUUACUAUGCAUAGCCCAACAGCAUUAGAAUUUCCAGCAACCAUGACUAACAUGCGAUCAGGCACAACAAUGAUGUCUGGAUGUGGAAUUUUGGUAAAUGGGAAGGGCACAUGUCGUGAAUACGGAGAAUUCAAUCUAGAUGAAUUAAGAGAAGGUGAUAGGGUAGGUAUGAUAAGGCGAAGCAAUGGAAAUCUUCAUUAUUUAAUAAAUGGAUUGGACCAAGGUGUUGCUGCUAAAGUACCUGCAGGUGUAUGGGGUGUUAUAGAUUUGUAUGGUAUGACAGUAAAAGUGACGAUUGUUGAUCGAGAUGAAAGGGAAGAACAAAAUUUGGUUACUAGGAGAAACACAUUGCAAUUACAAGGGUUAAAUGAAACAGAAGAAGAACCACCUGACAGGCUCAUGUUCCAUUCCUGCUGUGGUACACAUGUUGAAGUGAUUAACAAUGGUCGUACUGCGCAUAGGCCUAACGUGAUGGAUGAUUUCAACAAUGGUGUUGUGUUGACUUCAAGGCCGUUGAAGCCGAAUGAAUUGUUUGAAGUAAGAUUAGACAAAAUUGUAACAAAAUGGGCGGGAUCUAUCGAGAUAGGUGUUACCACUCAUUCCCCAACUGAAUUGGAGUUUCCUUUUACCAUGACGAACGUUAGAUCCGGCACAUGGAUGAUGACAGAAAAUGGAGUGAUGCAUAAUGGCACUACUAUAAUAGAUCAAUAUGGUCAAAACCUUGAUCGAUUACAAGUCGGGGAUCGUGUAGGAGUAAUGAGAAAAGAUAAUGCAACAUUACACUUUUAUGUGAAUGGUGCUGAUCAAGGAGCUGCAGCAAUGAACGUACCCGAAAGAGUUUAUGGCGUUAUAGAUCUUUACGGACAAGCUGCGCAAGCAACUAUAGUUGAUAAUACCGAUUUCUAUAGCCCUACUACAAACAAUUCAAGUUUUAGCAAUACAACUCUGUAUAGUGACCUGAGGUUUCAUCAUAUACACGGCAAAAAUGCAAAAAUAAUAAACAAUGGUUUGACCGCACUGAGGCCUAGAGCUUUGGGGGAAUUCAAUGAGGCUAUUGUAAUUGCGAAUCGUCCAUUACGAGAUGGUGAAAUGUUCGAAGUAACCAUUGAUAAAAUGGUUGUUAGAUGGACUGGAGCGAUCGAAGCUGGCGUGACUCUUAUAAGGCCCGAUGAAUUAGAAUUCCCUUCGACAAUGACGGACAUUGAUCACGACACUUGGAUGUUAUCUGGAUCUAACGUUAUGAGAGAUGGUGUUACUUUAACAAAUAAUUAUGCCUGUGAUUUAGACAAACUAGUAGAAGGUAAUCGCAUUGGUAUGAUGCGAUGUUCGGACAGCAGCUUACAUUAUUAUCUAGAUGGAGUAGAUCAAGGACCUGCUUGUACUGGUCUACCACCACACGUUUAUCCUGUCAUCGAUUUAUAUGGUCAAUGUGUUCAGGUCACAAUUGUAUUACCAGAACGUAGGGAUCCAAUGACACAACAGUAUUUACCAUCAGAAAAUAGCACUAGUCAACAGCCUACAUCUGUAAUUCAGCUUCAAGCUCAAACAGAAAUAAUGCAUAAGUUUCAUGAGUCUGUCGGUUUAAAUAUUCAAUUAAAUAGUGAUAGAACGGUAGCAACUAGGUGUAGAGAGUACAGUAAUGCCGUGUUGUUGAGCGAAACACCAUUAGAAAAUAAUGAAAGUUUCGAAAUUACUAUACAAGAAGUUGCUCGAGAGUGGAGCGGUUGUUUAAAGAUAGGUGUUAUAAGUAAUGAAAGCGGAAAUUGGUUAACGUCUAUGAAUCUUGUACCUGGUAUUGGAUCCAUUCCACAAGACGCUUGGUACUUAACAGGUAACGAAGUAAGACACAAUGGGUAUGUUUUAUGUAUGAAUUAUUGCCCCAGCUUAGAAUGGUUACGAGUGGGUGAUAAGAUUGGAAUGAAACGUACACAUGAAGGCAACUUAAAGUUUUACAUAAACGGAGAAGAUAUGGGUAUAGCUGCUUCAAAUAUACCAGAAAUGGUAUACGGUGUGAUUGAGCUUUUCGGUAGUACAGUGGCUGUAAAUAUAACAAGUAGCAAACAACAGAAUACUGCUGUAUCUCCGAAUGCUAGUUUGAGAUUGCAAGACUCUUUGGAAUUGUUAUUAGAUCCUAUGCCACCUGUUUUGCGAAAUGAUGCUGGAAUGGAUACAUCAGCAGAUGUAUCCGAAGGAAAAUUGGUGAAUGAUGUAACCCUUACACCGACGCAGUCUACUCCUCAUUUAGUAGGGGAAAGUGAUUGGAGUUAUGAGUUUCACGAAAAUCAUGGUAGAAAUAUACAGUUAGAAACAAAAACUAUUGCACGAAGAGUUGCGAGUUAUAAUCAAGGGGUGGUAAUGUCUAGUCGUCCGUUAAUAAAAGGCAAGCCAUUUUUAGUGAAAAUAGAAAAACUAAACGAACGAUGGGUUUCUAAUAUACUUUGCGGGGUAACUUGCAUUUCACCGGAAAAGGCUAACUUUCCUUUGACGGCUCUUGGUUUUAAAAAACACUCUUGGAUUAUAUGUAGCGAUUGGAUAUCACAUAAUGGCAUUAGAGUCAAAACAAAAUAUGGAGCUGCAUUGGAAAAUCUUCAAUCUAAUUCCGUAGUAGGUUUGUUCAUUGAUGAAGAUAAUAGGUUGCGCUUAAUUAUCAACAGUGUUGAUCAAGGAGUAGCUGCAACAGACUUGCCUCCUUAUGUUUAUGCUGUGUUUGAUCUGUAUGGACAGUGUGAACAAAUUUCAAUUAUUGGAAAUAACGCAGAGGCAUUUUCGUCCAGUUCUAUCGAUAAUACCGUAACGUCUGUGGAAUGUAUAAGAACGAAAUUAGAGGAUACAGAAAAUUCAAGAGAGAAAGCUGAUUUAGAAUGUCAUGAAAAGGAAAAUAUUGUUGUAGCAACUUCUUCAGAUUUAUCUUCUUCUACCUCACCAAGUGUACCGAGCCAAUGCGGUUCAAACGUUAAGAAUGAUGAUAUUGUGGAGUAUCCAGCUUGCAACAACGACAACGCGCACUUAAUGAAUAAUAUUGAAAACAAAACAAUGCCAAAUAACUCUGAUAGUAAUAAUUUGGAAUCGAGUUCGAGCGUAAGCCAUGACACAACGCGAAGCAUCAAAAACAAGAAUUACGACAUUUCUAACCAAUUAAACAAUAGCACGAUAUCAAAUAGUCAAUCAGAAAAUUCGAACAAUAGAAACGAGUGUACAAAUGUAGAAAUAAAUAACGCAACUAAUAUUAAUAUUAAAAAUGGCACUGCGAAUAGCACCAACAAUAUAACUAAUUCGAAUACUAAUGCUAAUAAUGUGAUAAACGAAAGCAUAGCGUCCAAUAGUCAAGGGAAUAAUUUAAACGCUACACAUCAAAACAAUACAUCUAUUAAUAUGUUAAGCUCGUCUCAAAAUACGCUGAGUAAUACGACGUCUGAUAUAUCAAACACUGUUUCUUCUAAUUUCAAUGAAAUGCGUUCAAAUAUGCCCCGGAGUAAUACUGUAUCUGUGAAUAAUUCUAUUGGAGGGAACACAACAAUUUCAGGACAGAAUACAGCCUCUAUUCACAAUGCACCUUCGUUACAAUUGCUGCAAAUUACGUCGUUACCGUCCACUCCUCUCGUAACGAAUACUGUACCUUCAAAAAAGUGCGAAUAUCUGAAGGCAUGCAUGAGGUUAAAAAAGUCACUAGUUUUACCGGACGAAUUCUUUUCUCUAGAGGACGUACUCUGUUAUUGUAGUGCUUGCUAUAAAGUAGAAGGGGAUAGUGCAAUCUGCAAGAAAGGUGAACCACCGGCAGAGUUUGCUGUGCCAAUAGGUUGGACUAGAUUUCCAUUAAAGCAAAACAUUAAUGCCAAUCAAAUUCCACAAAGUACAACGGAUAAGUGGCACGUUGCUUUCUAUGGUAUACGUCUUGAUGCAAUCAGGCUAAUUUUGGAUACAGGAGAACUUAUGACAAAGGAACAAUUAGAUGUGAGUAAUUUGACUAUGAAUAUAAAGGCAGAGGAUCAGAAUCCCCAAGUGACUUUUUCUCCCAGUAUAAAGUAUGCAGCAUCGGAAGAAUUUACUAGGAAAUAUCCAUAUAUCGACACCCAAUCAAAUAAAAAAUUAAAUGCAUCUACCGCGUUUCAACUGUUAGUAAGGCCUGGCUCAUAUACUAUUAGUUCUGGUGGUAAAGACGGUAACGAUCCGCAAUUUGAAUCCAGCAAAUGGUCUACCAAAGAAGCAGGGGCCACUGUGAUAGUGGCUCUCUUAAUUCACCUCGAUGGAUUUUAAUUUGUUCGACACGAAAGUGUGAGGACGUUCUCCUUUGCGGCUCACUAUGAGAGACACAUCUUCAUUUAAGGAUAAACGAAUGUACAUAAGCAUUAUAUAGCGUAAUAUAAUUACCGUAAGAUAUUUUUUAAAAUGAAUUUUUUUAUCUUGAAUUAUUCCGUCGAAUGUCCACUGUGUAUAUUUAUGUUGAAUUCUGUAUUAGGUAUUUCAGUAUAAAUGAUAGCGAUUAUCUUGUAAAAGUCUGUUGAAGUUCUCGUUCUUUUGGACUUAAUUUAGCAUGCAGUGUUAAAACAAGAUACGUGAUAGGUAUAAUUCAUUGACUAUGGAUCGAACCAAUUUGUAAUAAUCAGUUCAUUAAAGUAUACAGUAGCGUGUAUAUCGAAUACAUAAUAUAUAUGUAUUAUGUUAUACAUUUAAUGUAGCUACUGGCCUAGGUUUACAGUGACGAGGAUUGUGUUGAACAAAUAUGCACCGAAGAUUCGUUGAUACAUUAACGAUGCACUUUAAUCCUCGAGCUUUACUCUUAACAAAUACCAAAUCUUUAAGUAUUAGUAACGCAGAUAAAAAUCUCUUUUUUUUGAAGCACCACUCAGCAAUAUCGAUAAAGAGACAUGUUAUCUGUAUAAUGUAGAAAUAAAAUGAUACUACUGUAAAUCGCAAUACAAUGCUAUCGUAUAGAACUCAAGACACAAAUACCCACAAAAUUAAAUACAUUCGGGAAGUGUAAUAACCAUAUUUUGGCAUACGCUAUUUAAGGUUUUAAAUUUUCUUUGUGAAUAUCAUGUGCACCAUUUAUAAAUGCAAAGAUCUCGCAAAUAAUAUAACUGGAAUGAAAAUGA